Messenger RNA from Myotis daubentonii (Daubenton's bat), 1501 nucleotides. RefSeq names its product intraflagellar transport 46 (gene IFT46). Gene Ontology annotation, cellular component: microtubule organizing center; motile cilium; intraciliary transport particle B. The record is from RefSeq and is a predicted model, not a curated record. NCBI's taxonomy places the organism in Eukaryota, Metazoa, Chordata, Mammalia, Chiroptera, Vespertilionidae. Gene Ontology annotation, biological process: intraciliary transport; cilium assembly.
GAGCUCAGAGCCGCCUGUUCCCCUAGCGACCGGCCGCGGACCACAGGCGGGUCUCUCCGGGCGGAGUCCCUCAAGUGGCCUGGCCAGGGUUGGAGCGAGACCCCAGCCGCAGGCCGGGGUGCCUUCCAGGCAGAGGAGACGGAUUCAGCGGGGCUCCAGACCAAGAUUGUUGAAAACCAGACAUACGAUGAGCGCCUAGAGAUUAACGACUCCGAAGACGUGGCAAGUAUUUAUACUCCAACCCCAGGAUACAGAGGACUUGCUCGUUCUGCCCAUCUUCCAAACAAGACUAUGGCUGAUAACAGCAGUGAUGAGUAUGAAGAGGAAAAUAACAAGGAGAAGAAGAAGACCUUGCAGCUGACGCCUCAACAAGGCUUUAGUGAAAAUGACGAUGAUGAUGAUGACUCAUCGGAAACGGAUUCGGAUGAAGAUGAUGAUGAUGAAGAGCACGGAGCCCCACUAGAAGGGGCCUAUGAUCCUGCCGAUUAUGAGCAUUUGCCAGUCUCUGCUGAGGUUAAAGAACUCUUCCAAUAUAUAAGUAGGUAUACACCUCAGUUGAUUGACCUGGACCACAAACUGAAACCUUUCAUUCCUGAUUUUAUCCCAGCUGUUGGGGAUAUUGAUGCAUUCUUAAAGGUCCCACGUCCUGAUGGGAAGCCUGACAACCUUGGCCUCUUGGUAUUAGAUGAGCCUUCUACAAAGCAGUCAGACCCUACAGUACUCUCACUCUGGUUAACAGAGAAUUCCAAACAGCACAACAUCACACAACACAUGAAAGUAAAGAGCCUGGAAGAUGCAGAAAAGAAUCCCAAAGCCAUUGACACAUGGAUUGAGAGCAUCUCUGAGUUGCAUCGUUCUAAGCCCCCUGCAACUGUACACUAUACCAGACCCAUGCCUGAUAUUGACACGCUGAUGCAGGAAUGGUCCCCAGAGUUUGAGGAGCUUUUGGGCAAGGUGAGCCUGCCCACGGCCGAGAUCGACUGUAGCCUGGCGGUGUACAUCGACAUGAUCUGCGCCAUCCUAGACAUUCCUAUCUACAAGAGUCGGAUCCAGUCUCUCCACCUGCUCUUUUCCCUCUACUCCGAAUUCAAGAACUCGCAGCAUUUUAAAGCUCUAGCUGAAGGCAAGAAAGCAUUCACCCCUCCGUCCAAGCCCACCUCCCAAGCUGGAGACGCAGAGACAAUAACCUUCAGCUGAGGCACCUCCCGCGCACUUCGUCUCAAGGCCGAGCCGCUCCUGGCCUGUGUCAUCUGGACUCGGGCAGUGUAUGCCCUGCCACCCUUCCUGCCAGGAAGCCCUGCACACUCGCUUCCUUCCUAUGGGAGCUUGUACCUCUACCACCCGGGGGAUUUGAUCAGCAAACUGGAAUUUCUGGGACCCUAGGAUGCUCAGGUUAGAAGAAAAGUUAAAAGAUGUUCUUACAGCAAUGGAAUUAUUUUCUUUCAUUCUUAAGUGAGUUGGCAAAGAUUUUACAAAUAAAAUGCUCUUAUCUUUCAGGUUA